AUGAAAUUAUUUGACCAAUUUAAAGAUGCAAUAUUGGAUGAACAAAAAGAAGAUAUUGCAUUGACCACAUCUUAUAUCAAUAAUUACCCUCCCAAAAAACUAGCGCAACUUGGAUUGGGAAUAAUCAAUUUACAAAUUGUCAAUAUUCGAACAGGAUUAGGUGGGAAGACUAUAUUAGAACUACAGUUUGAUUCAGCCUUUUCUGAUGGAGAAAUUAACACUUCGACAUUACGCACGGGGGAUAUAGUAAAAUUGGCUAAAAUGACAUCGUCAGCAUUGAGCAACAAGUCAGAGAAAAAGAAGCCAUCAAAGAAUCACAAGGAAGAGUCCCAAACCCAAGACCAGUCAGAUGUUGGUAUUGAAGCAGUUGUAAUAAAAGUUUCCACACAAACGAUAUCAAUCUCUGUCGAUGAAUCAACUGAUGAUUCCAAAAUUUUACAGUAUUACAAUAAUACCAAUGAUCUGGCAAGAAUGUGGUUGGUCAAAUUAACCAAUUCUAUAACAUAUAAACGAAUGAUUACCACCAUGGACAAAGUUCUUGCAAUGAAGGAAAGUGAUAAAAAUGAUAUUCACAAGAUUUUGUUAGGCGAAAGCCAGUAUAUACCGAAAUCCAAUGGCACAAGCAAUAACAACAAUGGGGAGAUCAAUUUUUUCAAUGAUAAAUUAAACGCAUCACAACGACAAGCCAUUGACUUUGCAAUUAAUGAUUCCAACAUAACUAUUAUUCAUGGACCACCAGGAACGGGCAAAACGUAUACUUUAAUUGAACUAAUUCAACAAUUGACAUCAAAAGGAGAAAAAGUUUUGGUUUGUGGUCCGUCAAACAUUUCUGUCGAUACCAUUUUAGAGCGACUUGGAGAUAAAUAUGAACCAAUGAAAUUAAUCAGAAUCGGACACCCAGCACGAUUAUUAAUGAAAAAUUUACAACAUUCAUUAGAAAUAUUAUCGAAAACUUAUGGUCGUGAUAUUAUUAAUGAAAUACUAAAUGACAUUCAAUCGGUGUUAACCAAAAUUAAAAAAUGUAAAAAAUACGGUGAACGGAAAGCAUUGUACUCAGAAUUAAAGUUGUUGAAAAAAGAAUUACGACAACGGGAACGGAAAAUCGUUAAUGAAUUGUUGGUACAAGCACAGGUUGUUGUUGCUACUUUACAUGGAUCUGGAUCAUAUGAAUUGAAAAACAGUGUUGGUACCAAUAACAAUGAAGGUAUUGUAUUUGACACAAUCAUUAUUGAUGAAGUAUCGCAAUCAUUGGAACCUCAAUGUUGGAUACCAUUACUAUUGAGUAAUAGAUUCAAACGAUUAGUUAUAGCUGGUGACAAUAUGCAGUUACCACCAACUAUAAAAACACAAAAGAGCAACUCAUCGUCGCCGUCGUCGUCGUCGUCCUCUGCUUCAAUAUUGGCAACCACUUUAUUUGAUAGAUUAAUGAAACAUUGUCACGGUGAAAAGUACAAAAAAUUAUUGGAUGUCCAGUAUAGGAUGAAUAAAAGUAUAAUGCAGUUCCCCAGUAUGCAGUUGUAUGAUAAUCAAUUGAAAUGUGAUGAUUCUGUGCGAGAAAUUAGUUUAGUUGAUUUACCAGGCGUUGAAAUCAACGAUGAUACAAUGACGAAAUGUAUAUGGUAUGACACUCAAGGUGGUGAAUUUCCUGAACAGAUUAGCGAAUCAAUUGAUGGGGAUUCUAAAUACAAUGAUAUGGAAUUAUUAGUUGUCAAGGGACAUAUUAAGAAACUAUUAUCUAGUGGGGUCCAGCCACAAGAUAUUGGUGUUAUUGCUCCUUAUUCGGCACAAGUCCAAAAUCUAAAAAAACAAAUGGGGUUGGGAGGUGAAGUUGGCAGUAGUGCUAAUGGUGAUAAGGACGGUCAAAUUGAAAUUAGCACUGUUGAUGGUUUCCAAGGACGAGAAAAAGAAGUGAUCAUAUUGACAUUAGUAAGGUCGAAUGAUUCACGAGAGAUUGGGUUUUUAAGUGAACAAAGAAGAUUAAAUGUUGCUAUGACAAGACCUAAACGACAACUUUGUGUUGUAGGAGAUUUAGAAUUGAUGAAUCAAAGUGGUAAUAAAUUUCUACAAAGUUGGAGUAAGUUUGUUGAGGAUGGAAAUAAUGAUGGUGACGUUAUUUUCGAAAUCGAGUAUCCCAAUUUGGAUGAUUAUAUAGAGAACUGA
This is a messenger RNA of Candida albicans SC5314, 2160 nucleotides long. Its product is annotated as ATP-dependent 5'-3' DNA helicase. Lineage: Eukaryota; Fungi; Ascomycota; Pichiomycetes; Serinales; Debaryomycetaceae. The transcript has a single exon. The record is from RefSeq and is a predicted model, not a curated record. The coding region runs from base 1 to 2160 and encodes 719 amino acids. Gene Ontology annotation, molecular function: ATP hydrolysis activity; ATP binding; DNA binding.